GAUCAAAGUAUUAAAAUUCUUGGCCGAAACGCGGUGACCAGCGGCAAACCUCGAGUGAUGGACCCCCAGCAGCAGCAGCAGGCGGGGUCAUCCUUCGACCACGGAGGACGUCAGAACAGCUACAACUCCAUACCUGCGUCCAACAACAUCAUGAGUUCAUUUCCCAGCCAGGAUCCCAUCAUGGAGCCAAACACGAUCAAUCAACUGCGCCCUUCGUCGUUCAACUGGAAUACCCCGUCCGAGACGUCGCUUCCAUCGAUGCAGAGCUUGGACUUGAGCAACCCCCACGCGGCGGCAGCUUCGUCGAUCCAUCAGCAGAUGCCUGGGAUGGGUCAAAGCCUGCAUAUCCAGACGCAGUUUCCGCAGAUGCAGCAAAUGUCGAUGCCAUACGGGACGAACGCCAACAACCCCAUGUCGAUGGGCAUGGUGAUGAACAACCACGUUGGUGGAAUGGGUCAGCAGCAACACAACAUGGCCGGGCAGCACCAUCACCAGCAAAGCGGGCUACCCCUGCGAAGUCCCAUGCCGCUUGGUGGCGGUUCCACGGAUCACCUGAUCCCGCACUUGUACCAGCACCACCAGCAACAACACCAUCAGCAGCACCACUUGCAAUCUCAGGGGUACGCAUCCCCGAUGACGCAGCAACACGCGUACGGUGCCCAGGACCCGAUGAAGUUGAACAGCAUCAUGUCCACCCCGGCCGCCGCGGCCGCCCCGCCGCAGUCGACCCUUCCGUCGCGCAUCACCCCCGUCACGACCACGUCUCCUGGGUUCCCAUCCACGUACGAGUUUGAAGUCGUCCUUCAAAAGGGCGAGCACGGACUGUGCAUGAACAUGGGCAUCAAGAUGGGCAGCGUAUCGGUGCUCGGGUUCCGGCAGCCGCUGCCGGGCGUUGUGGGGCCCGCCGAGGCCUGCGGCAUGAUCCAAGUCGGCGACGACCUCGUGUGCGUCGACGGCAUCAUGCUGCAGUGCGCCGACGACUUCAAGAAGGUCGUGCCGCACCUCAAGAGCGACCUGCCUGCGAAACUCCGCUUCCGCCGAUCCCCGCAGCCGCCCCAGCCACCGCCGCCCCAACAACAACAACAAUCAUCCCAACAGCAACAGCAGCAGCAGUCAGUGUAUCAGCCGCUCCCUGCGAUCCCCCCGUUGACCGGCACGGGGUCGUCGGGCAAGGUGUACCAGAUUGGCGAGCUGUUUAUGGGCGUGCGGUACCUCGGCCCCAACCAGUGGGCAGCUGAAGUCAAGACCCAUCAAGGGGAUACGCAACUGCAGCGCCUGGGCGAGUUCACGACCGAGUACUUGGCUGCCCAAACGUACAACACGUACCUGAUGCAAACGUACGGCCAGCAAGCGUUGAAGUACAUGCAUCCGGCUACGCGACAGGCCAGCCACCCGUAUCAGCAGCAGCAGCACCACAUGAUGCACAUGCAACAGCAACAACAGCAGCAACACUUGAUGCACCAUCAUCAUCAUCAACAGCAGCAGCAGCAUCACAUGCAGCAACAGCAGCAGCAAAUGAAGCCGACGCGCCCGCGUGGUCCAGUUCUCCACGCCAUGUUCACGGUGGAACAGAAGGAGCAACUUCGAGCGCAGAUCAUGGUCUUCAAGUUUAGCACGAGUGGCAGCGGCAUCCCGACGGACCUGCUCCGGGUGGCGGUCCGCGGCGCCGGCGGGUCGCUCGAGUUCAACACGGCGCCCAAGGAACGAUCGCGCAAGAAAACGUUCAACGACUCGGCGCCCAAGAGCAAGCGCAUGAAGUACGGCAGCGGACGCGGCGGCAGAGGGGGCAGAGGCAGCCGCGGACGGGGACGAGGCGCCGUGUCAGACGAAGAAGACGACGGAGAGUUCAAAGACGGCGACGACGAAGGCGACGACACCGUCGUGGGCGACAAGCCAGAACCGGAAAACGUGCGUCGAUCGAGUCGGAACCAAGGCAAGGAGAAGAAACGGUACAGCGAAGUGGCCGAGAUCGACGGCGACGAGGAAAAGCCCAAGGAAUCAUCUCCCCAGCAACAGCAAGCCAAGGGGCCGCAGAUGGACAAGAUCAUCGCGGUGCGCUUCGUCGAGCCAGAUAUGGGCAUGGAGUUCCUGAUGAAGUGGAAGCAUUUCUCGUACUUGCACGUAACGUGGUUAUCCACGCUCGACAUUGAGCGCCAUGGCAAGGGCGCCGUGAUGCGGAUGCGCCGGUACAUGCAAAAGCACGUGCGGGAUGUCGAAGUGGCGCGCAUGAACCCAAGCGAUCGGUCCGAGGACACGACGCAGUACUUUUCUCCGGCAUAUGUCGAGGUGGACCGAAUCCUAGACAUGGCGUCGGCGGAGGAGGUGGUCGUGCCGAAUGAACUCAAGCGAGGGAUCAAGUACCUGAUCAAGUGGAGGGACCUGAGCUACGCAGAGUGCUCGUGGGAGUGGGCAGACCAAGUCACGGAUGACCGCAAGAUCGCCACGUUUCAGCGGUAUAACCACCCGCCGCUGCUGGAGAAUGCCCCACGUGCCAUGUUUGAAGACGUCCGCCCGCAUGCCUCGGCAUGGGCAAAGUACCAAGACUCGCCCACGUACAACGACAACAACACGUUGCGGUCGUACCAGUUGGAAGGAUUGAAUUGGAUGGUGUUUUGCUGGUACAAUCGCCGCAACUGCAUCUUGGCCGACGAAAUGGGACUGGGCAAAACAGUGCAAGCCACAGCCAUCUUGGAGCAUCUCCGCCAGCACGAACACAUCCGAGGGCCGUUCCUGGUUGUGGCGCCACUCGCGACGCUUGGCAACUGGAAGCGCGAGAUUGAGAGCUGGACGUCCAUGAACUGCGUCGUGUAUCAUGACUCGGAGGGCGGCGCCGAGACCCGCGCGUUCAUCCGCCAGCACGAGUUUACGUACAAGAAUCAGCCCGAUUAUUACAAGCGCAGCAACGUGUACAAGUUUAACGUGCUGGUGACGUCGUACCAGACGUUGAUGGCGGACGCGGAGCUGCUGCAGGAGAUCCACUGGCGAUACGUGGUGAUCGACGAAGCGCACAAGCUCAAGAACCGCGACGCCAAGCUGCUGGCGUCCCUGCGCACGUUCAAGUGGGACUCAUGCCUGCUCAUGACGGGCACGCCGCUCCAGAACGGGGUGUUUGAGCUGUGGUGCCUGCUCAACUUUAUCGAACCAGACAAGUUCCCGUCGCAGCAGCACUUUUACGACCAGUACGGCGACCUCAGCAGCGCCGAGCAGGUGGCGAGUCUGCACGAGCAGCUGCGGCCGUUCAUGCUGCGUCGAGUCAAGGAAGAUGUUGAGAAGAGCAUCCCGCCCAAGGAAGAAACGAUCAUUGACGUGGAGCUCACGACCAUGCAAAAGAAAUACUAUCGGGCCAUCUUUGAACGCAACCGAUCGUUCUUAAACCAAGGGAGCAGCGUGGCCGUGGCCAACUUGAUGAACGUCGAGAUGGAACUGCGCAAGUGCUGCAACCAUCCGUUUCUGAUCCGCGGCGUCGAGCAAAAGGAACUGGCCGCCGUGUACGACGAAGCCGACCGCAGCCGCGUCUUGAUUCAAGCGAGCGGCAAGCUGGUGCUGCUCGAGAAGAUGCUGGUCAAGUUCAAGGCCGAGGGCAAGAAAGUGCUCGUGUUUUCGCAGUUCAAGAUCAUGCUCGAUAUCCUCGAAGACCUCUUCCACGCGCGCCAGUACUCGUUUGAACGCCUAGAUGGAUCGCUGCUCGGCAACGCCCGCCAAGCCGCCAUCGACCGCUUCAACGACCCCAAAUCGGACACGUUUGUGUUUUUGCUAAGUACGCGCGCGGGUGGCGUGGGUAUUAACUUGAUCGCAGCAUCAAUUGUGGUGCUUUAUGACAGCGAUUGGAACCCCCAGAACGACCUGCAAGCGAUCGCGCGGUGCCAUCGCAUUGGCCAGACCCAAGCCGUGCGCAUCUUCCGCCUCGUGACAAAGAAGACUUAUGAAGCGCAAAUGUUUGAAAUUGCGAGCAAAAAGCUGGGGAUGCACCACGCCGUGUUUGAAACGGGCGGCGUGCGCAAGGACUUCGACGGGAACGACGACAGCAACAUGAUGUCGCUCAUGUCGUUGGACAAGGACAAGGUCGAGAUGAUGAUCCGAUAUGGGGCGUACGCCAUCAUGAACUCGGACGAAGAAGACCCGGAGAACGCCAAGAUCAACGAGCUCGACAUUGACCAGCUGCUGAGUUCUAGUCGCACGAUCCGGUACGACCCCACGGGCGCAAAGACAGAAGAGUCGUCGGGCGCGGCGCUGUCGUUCUCCAAGGCAUCGUUCACGGCCGAGACGUCGGACGCCACCAUUGACUUUGAAGACGCGCAGUUCUGGGACAAGGUGCUCGGGCCCAAGACGAUCCAGCUGCUCACAACGCAGGUGGAGAAUGGGUCGCUGCUGCAAGCCACGUUGCCAGACAUCAAGGCGUUCCUGACGUCAUUGCGGGAACUUGCGCGGCAACUGGUGAAACACCGCCAAAAAGGCGAAAAGAACCCCGAGGCUGACCAGAUUCUGUCCAUUUUGAUUGAACUCAAGGUGCGCGGACCUGUAAACAAGCAAGUCAACGUCAAGACGAUCGCAACCGACUGGCUCGAAGUGAUUGAACGCCCCAAGCGCCGACGGAACCAGGAAGUUGAGAGCGAGCUCAUGUACCAUCCGUUCCUAGACGACACGGGCGGCGACGGCAUCGGCGGCAUCGGCGGUAUGGGUUCCAAGAAGGGCAAGAAGAAGCAAAAGACAUCGGGACUCAAGUUCCGGUCGUCGGCCGAUCCCACCAGCGCCAUCCUCGUGACCAUCGCAACGACCGAAAGCGGCAACUUUCGAGUUGUGCGCGUACACAGCGAUAAGAAGGAAGUGAACCGCCAUGUGCAUGUGGAUGCGGACGAAGCCGACAACGCAUCGGAUGAGGACGCGCUCUUCUCGGACGAGGACGAGUAUGACGACAAGCCGCAAUACUCUCGAAGCAAGGACAAUCACCACCUGGUCAAGAAGAAACAGACGGCCAAGGGUCCAUCGCGGCGAUCGAACAUGCCCAAGCCGCUGGAAACCGUCGAUGGCGUGCCCGUGGAUGAGCUGUGGUGCCGCGUGUGCUACAGCGACCAAGGCUUUGACGAUGACCCGAUCGUACAGUGCGAAAAGUGCAAGUGUUCGGUGCACAAGUUUUGCUAUGGCAUUGUUAAAGUGCCAGAAGGCGACUUGCCGUGGUACUGCGACCUGUGCGAAGCCCAUUUGACCGCCGAGACGGUGCCUCAGAAGUGCUUGAUGUGUCCAUUGGAGAUCAAAGAAACUGCGUUCAAGGAGACUGUCGACAAGGAAUGGGUGCACGUCGUGUGUGCGCUGUGGUCCCGCGGCGUCGAGUUCGAAGACAUUGAGCGCAUGAAGGGGCUCAAGAACGUGCUGGCGACGAUGGACGGCAUGGAGGACGCGGCCAAGACGGCGCCGUGCGCGCUGUGCGCCGACGCGUCGGGCAGCAAAGUCAAGUGCUGCCGCAACGGAUGCGACGUGCACUUCCACGCGCUGUGUGGCCGGCAAACGUUUGGCGUGUACGACAUGUACAUGAACGACGCGGGGAACCUCCGGUCGUUUUGUAAAGAGCACCGCCCCAAGUUUCGUCCGCGAUUGCAAAAUAGUUAGUGUACCCCAUAUAAAACCCAAUGACGCCACCCUUUCUUUGUAUAUACCCC
Molecule: messenger RNA, 5654 nt
Organism: Aphanomyces astaci
Lineage: Eukaryota; Oomycota; Saprolegniomycetes; Saprolegniales; Verrucalvaceae
Exons: 10
Coding region: 58-5604 (1848 amino acids)
Biological process (GO): regulation of DNA-templated transcription; chromatin remodeling
Cellular component (GO): chromatin; nucleus
Molecular function (GO): ATP-dependent chromatin remodeler activity; histone binding; DNA-binding transcription factor activity
Source: RefSeq, a predicted model, not a curated record